This is a messenger RNA of Talaromyces proteolyticus, 909 nucleotides long. RefSeq lists its product as uncharacterized. The record is from RefSeq and is a predicted model, not a curated record. Bases 1 to 909 code for a protein of 302 amino acids. The transcript is spliced from 2 exons. Gene Ontology annotation, molecular function: protein-folding chaperone binding. Lineage: Eukaryota; Fungi; Ascomycota; Eurotiomycetes; Eurotiales; Trichocomaceae.
AUGAGCUGGCGCGAUUUCUGGCGCCGCCCCCAAGGCUCGCCGCCGCAUGUGAGGGACAGCGAUUUUACCUACUUAACCCCCGACGACAUCGUGGAACCGUCUCGCCAACACCACCAGCCCCAAUAUAUCGAGCGCCGCCCGCUCGUUUCGUCGGACGAAAACGGUCCGGACAUCCUACUACUAGUACAUCGAGGCGUGACUUACCCUUUGCACUUCCGACCUUUUGCGAUUGACGACAGAGAACUUACAAUCGGCGACAUCAGGCGUCGCGCCGCCGAGAAAACGGGGACCGCUGAUGUUCAGCGCAUCAAGCUACUUUACAAAGGCAAACUGCUACGUGAUGAUACACGGCCGUGCAAGGAUGAGGGUCUGAAGCAGCAGUCGGAGAUUAUGUGCAAUGAUAAGAGCGAGGCUGUCAGCCUGGACAGUGAUGACCGUCAUCCCGGCCAGCCAGACAAGGAAAAGACAUCGAAGAAGGGCAAGAAAAAGAAGAACAAAAACAAAUCCAACAACCAGCCCCAGAGGUCCUCAGACGUAUCUGCAGAUGGCGGGCUUGCCCCACCGACAGAGCAUCGUCCUACGUCGUCCGGUCGGUCAUCGGCACCCUCUCCAUCUCCAAGCUUCCAGAACGCGCGCACAGGGAACGACAAAGUCGAUGUGCUUCUGAAUUAUUUGCGAUCGGAAUUGGCUCCUAUGUGUGACGAAUACAUUGCGCAUCCUCCGACUGACCUCAAGGCCCGCGACUUCGAGCACAAGCGUCUGAGUGAAGCCAUCUUGGCGCAGGUGAUUCUCAAGGCGGAUGGCAUCGACUCAGAGGACGCACGAACGGCCCGUCGCGCGCUCAUUAAGGAGGCACAAUCCAUGCUGAACCGGAUCGAUGAGGCCCAUCGGAAUCAGUCUUCGUCUUAA